GAUUCGAUUAGUCGAUUCGUGCCGAUUCUUCAGUGAAGAAAUCCCGUUGAUUCACGCUUUCCCGUGAUUAAUAAACGGACUUGAGUCGUUGUUGUAGUGCUAUUAAGUUUGUGCGGUGUUUGUUAAAUCGAACUUUAAUUGCUGCAUAAAUUCUGUCUGCGGAAUCUGGUGUAAAUAAUGGGUGUUAAAUAUUUUUCUGCUAACGAAAACGUGAUAUUGCCGAUAUUCGUGUUGACAACUUUCAUAGGUAUCAUAGCAGCACAGGGAGCACAAGAACAAGGCCCCUACGACCAAUUGGCCAAUCACUGGUUCAGCAAAUGCCAGGCGGAGACAAAUAAUUCAACCCAAGCAUUCGAUAAACUAUACGCCGAUGGAGUCGAAUUUAAAAGGUACCUCAAGUACGCCUUCAAAUUCAUCCCGGAACAGACGAAGAACUUCUGCAACAGCGAACGCGGCAUAUUGAACCAGAAAAUGAAGGAGUUGAGCAGAGACAUGAAGCCCUGCUUGUCUUCGUCCGAGAAGUACAUGAGUGAUUUCGUGUAUGAGAGUUUCACGGAAUUUUUGCAUUUUCUUUGCCACGAUGACGCAACUAAUCUCAACACCUUCUUCAGUCCGAACGCCAAGGAAUGCCGGGAAAAGUUGUUGCAGAACAGUGAAAAUCCAAAUAUAGGAACAUGUUUCUCGAGAUUAUUGAAACCCUCAUCGACAGGACACCCUUCGAAAAAAGACCUUUGCGGCGAUAUAACGGUGGUGAAAUCGUGCUUUGCGGAUACGUUAUCAAACCAGUGUCCUUCGUACGCCCCUUACAGGAAGCUGAACGAGGAAUUCUUCAAGUACGUGAGCAAGCCGUGCUCCGGGUGUUCUGUGUACUUCAACACGUUGCUGUUGCUGGUUUCCGUGUUCGCCUAUUUGUUUGGUCGAUAAACCGGCAAAUAAGUUAUCGGGGGCUUUACUAACUGUGGUACGAAAUUUUACGCCUUUUAAUGUGAACGGUUAUUUUUAGAGAAGAGGAAGCUUUUUGUGUAUACGUAAAAAUAUUCUAUUCGAUACUACCUUGAACUGUUGUAUAAUUAGAUAAGAGUCGAAAAUAAUUGCACGUUUUUAACGAGGUAGAUGGUAGUUCGAGUACUAAAAUGAAAACUAAUAAGGUAGUUUUUUUCACAGCCUUAUAAGCAAAACUCUUUGAUUCAACUUAAUAUUCAUUCACCUUAAUUUUUAAUGUAAUAAUCAAAAUAUGGAACACUUGUAUAAAUAAAACUAGCCUGUCCUACAAAGUGAGGCUUAUAAAAAUUAUGUAUUGCUGAAUAUUUCCAAGGCCUUGAAAACUUAAUAAAAUUUGAAAUAUUUAGUGCCUUAAGAAGCUUAUCUUCUUCCGUCCUUGAGUGCAUUGAAACUUUAAUAACGAAGCUAGAUAUAGAUAUUUAUAUUUACACGUAAACUUAGAACAAAGUAGUUUUAAUUCACAAGUGCUAAAUGCUAUAGGUGUUCUAUAUUUUCUAUUGUAUUUACCUUAUCUUGCACUUAUAUUUCGAAUAUAAAUUCAGCAGUUUAGUCGAUAUUAGAAGAUUUAUACUGUUAGUAUUUAUUCUACAAAGUGUUUUAUUGGCGGUAACUUUUGAUAGUUAUAUGUAAUAUUUCUUCUCGGGAAAUAUUUCAACGAAACGCUUUGUAUUAUAUUUCCAGUUUAAUACAUAUUAGAAGUGAUAUGUUACGAGAUUCUCCAAAAAUAGGCUCUUAGGAUAUCAAACUCAGGAUGUUUACCUAUUUGCCAAAUAUUCACCAAAGUCUGGUAAAUUUAUCAAGAUAGCCAAAUUUUUAUGUAAUCUCCGUAUUUCAAGAUUUUUAAACAUUCAUAAAAAAUAUUAUUAUUUUAUAUUAUUCCUAAUAGCAGAUGUAAGUAUAGAUAUUUAAAGACAUGUGUUGUCGUAAUAUUAAAUAAAUAUACGGGUAUAAUAUGCAAUAUUGCAAAAUUUCGUAUCACAUUUUACCUAAAUUACAGUGAUAUUUUGGCUGCCUUUACAAAAAAAUAUUGCAAAUUGCUACACUUUAUAUGUUUUCGUCAAUCAAGAAACCAAAAUUUAAAGUCUAGUAUUUUUAUAGGAGUAGACUUACUUUUUAAUUUGUAUAUAUUGUGUUAAUAUAUGAUUAUAUCGUGUGAUUGUAAUGGAUUAUAA
Molecule: messenger RNA, 2174 nt
Organism: Phyllotreta striolata
Lineage: Eukaryota; Metazoa; Arthropoda; Insecta; Coleoptera; Chrysomelidae
Source: the annotation of a GenBank genome assembly